AUGCCCUUGAUAUGGUUUUUGGUUUUAUCUGGGCUCUUAACCCUUGUCCAAGGGCAUGGCAUGCUCAUUGAUCCAGUGAAUCGUGCCUCCCGAUUUCGUUACGAUGGUCGAGCGACACCAGAUUGGAAUGACAAUGGCCUCAAUUGCGGCGGAUAUUCCCUCCAACAUGGCUUGAAUGGCGGCAAAUGCGGAAUUUGUGGCGAUAGUUACUCGGAUCGACGUCCUCGGGCUCAUGAACUUGGCGGAAGAUGGGGCGAUGGAGUUGUCGUUCGUUCCUACAAAUCCGGAUCACAAAUAACGGCAAGUGUGAGAAUCACCUCGAAUCAUAAGGGUUACUUUAAAUUCGAUUUAUGCAACAUGGACCCGUUGAAAGCAAGUGGCAAAAAAAUGGAAGAAGAAAGUUGCUUCAAUGUUCCUGUGAAGACUGUUGAUGGAAAAGAGACGUAUUUGUUGCCAUCUACCGCGGCAAGAGUUUAUGACGUCGAAUUGCAGUUGCCUGAGGGACUUACUUGCAAACAUUGUGUCUUGCGAUGGACUUAUACCACGGGAAAUAGUUGGGGAUGGUGCGGCGAUGGAACGGGAAAGUUGGGAUGUGGCGCUCAAGAAACGUUCCGAACAUGUUCUGACAUUGAAAUUAUUUAA
Culicoides brevitarsis is the source of this 642-nucleotide messenger RNA. RefSeq lists its product as uncharacterized. The transcript is spliced from 2 exons. The record is from RefSeq and is a predicted model, not a curated record. Bases 1 to 642 code for a protein of 213 amino acids. NCBI's taxonomy places the organism in Eukaryota, Metazoa, Arthropoda, Insecta, Diptera, Ceratopogonidae.